AGGCUCACUCACGCCCUCCUCUCAGCAACUAGCUUCUUGCCAGCCACAGCUGCUGCCCCAUCACUGCCCACCGCUGCCCCCCGUCCUGUGAGCCCAGACACCCAUCCCACCCGGUGGCUCCUCUGCCGGAAAGGUGGCUGCUCCCUGCAUUCCUCCAUCCAGCCAUGAACUGGUGCCCGUCAACACUGAAACUGCUCCAAAGAAUGUAGUGGACACGGGAGAAGGAGCCUUCCGGGGUGGAAACACACGGAAAAGCCUUGAGGAAGAUAGCUCCACCAGAGUCACGCCAAGUGUCCAGCCCCAUCCCCAGCCCAUCAGAAACAUGAGUGUGAGCCGGGCCACGGAGGACAGCUGUGAGCUGGACCUGGUGUAUGUCACUGAGAGGAUCAUCGCCGUCUCCUUCCCCAGCACAGCCAAUGAGGAGAACUUCCGGAGCAACCUCCGUGAGGUGGCCCAGAUGCUCAAGUCCAAACAUGGAGGCAACUACCUGCUUUUCAACCUCUCUGAGCGGAGACCUGACAUCACGAAGCUCCACGCCAAGGUACUGGAAUUCGGCUGGCCUGACCUCCACACCCCAGCCCUGGAGACGAUCUGCAGUGUCUGCAAGGCCGUGGACACUUGGCUCAACGCAGAUCCCCACAAUGUUGUCGUUUUACACAACAAGGGAAACCGAGGCAGGAUAGGUGUUGUGAUCGCGGCUUACAUGCACUACAGCAACAUUUCUGCCAGUGCCGACCAGGCCCUGGACCGCUUUGCAAUGAAGCGGUUCUACGAGGAUAAGAUUGUACCCAUUGGCCAGCCAUCCCAGAGGAGGUACGUGCAUUAUUUCAGCGGCCUGCUCUCUGGCUCCAUCAAAAUGAACAACAAGCCCUUGUUUCUGCACCACGUGAUCAUGCAUGGCAUCCCCAACUUUGAGUCUAAAGGAGGGUGUCGGCCAUUUCUCCGGAUCUACCAGGCCAUGCAACCUGUUUACACAUCUGGUAUCUACAACGUCCAGGGAGACAGCCAGACCAGCAUCUGCAUCACCAUCGAGCCCGGGCUGCUCUUGAAGGGAGACAUCUUGCUGAAGUGCUACCACAAGAAGUUCCGGAGCCCAGCCCGAGACGUCAUCUUCCGCGUGCAGUUCCAUACCUGCGCCAUCCAUGACCUGGGGGUUGUCUUUGGGAAAGAGGACCUCGACGAUGCCUUCAAAGAUGAUCGAUUUCCAGAAUAUGGCAAAGUUGAAUUUGUGUUUUCUUAUGGACCAGAGAAAAUUCAAGGCAUGGAACACCUGGAGAACGGGCCAAGCGUGUCUGUGGACUAUAACACCUCUGACCCCCUCAUCCGCUGGGAUUCCUAUGACAACUUCAAUGGGCAUCAAGAUGAUGGCAUGGAGGAGGUUGUGGGCCACACGCAGGGACCCCUGGAUGGGAGCCUGUACGCCAAGGUAAAGAAAAAGGACUCCCUGCACGGGAGCACCGGGGCCGUCGACGCCACGCGGCCCGCUCUGUCGGCUACCCCCAACCACGUGGAGCACACCCUCUCCGUGAGCAGCGACUCGGGCAACUCCACGGCCUCCACCAAGACAGACAAGACCGAUGAGCCUGCCCCCAGCCCCUCCACUGCCCCUGCUUCCCUGAGUCCCGAGGAGAAGCGUGAGCUGGACCGCCUGCUCAGUGGCUUUGGCUUGGAGCGAGAGAAGCAAGGCACCAUGUACCACAUGCAACAUCUCCGGUCCCGCCUGGCGGGGGGCCCUGCUGCGCCCUCCUCCGGCCGCCAUGUCGUCCCGGCCCAGGUUCACGUCAAUGGCAGGGCCUUGGCAUCUGAGCGGGAGACAGACAUCCUGGAUGAUGAGCUGCCCAACCAGGAUGGGCACAGCGUGGGCAGCAUGGGCACACUGUCCUCCCUGGAUGGGGUCACUAACACCAGUGAGGGGGGCUACCCGGAGGCCCUGUCUCCACUGACCAACGGUCUGGACAAGCCCUACCCCGUGGAACCUAUAGUCAAUGGCGGGGGAUACCCCUAUGAGUCUGCCAGCCGGGCAGUGCCUGCCCAAGCUGGCCACCCUGCCCCCAUGCGACCCUCCUACUCUGCACAGGAGAGUUUAGCUGGCUACCAGCGGGAGGGGCCCCACCCAGCCUGGCCACAGUCAAUGACCACCUCCCACUAUGGCCAUGACCCCAGCGGUAUGUUCCGCUCUCAGUCCUUUCCGGAAACCAAGCCCCAGCUGCCCCCAGCUCCAGCCCGGGGGGGGAGCAGCCGGGAGGCUGUGCAGAGGGGCCUGAAUUCCUGGCAGCCUCACCCACCUCCUCGCCAGCAGGAAAGAGCCCACUUGGAGAGCCUCGGGCUCAGCAGGCCCAGUCCCCAGCCAUUGGCAGAGCCCCCCAUGCCUGGCCUCCCCGAGUUCCCGCGGGCGGCCUCCCAGCAGGAGAUCGAGCAGUCCAUCGAAGCCCUCAAUAUGCUGAUGCUGGAUCUGGAGCCAGCCACGGCGGCCGCCCCACUGCACAAGUCCCAGAGUGUCCCUGGGGCCUGGCCCGGCGCUUCCCCGCUCUCCUCCCAGCCCCUCUCUGGCUCUUCCUCCCAGUCCCAUCCACUGACCCAGUCCAGAUCUGGCUACAUCCCCAGUGGGCAUUCCUUGGGCACCCCUGAGCCUGCUCCCCGGGCCUCCCUGGAGUCUGUCCCUCCUGGCAGGCCUUACUCACCUUAUGAUUAUCAGCCGUGUCUAACGGGGCCCAACCAGAGUUACCGUCCAAAGAGCCCAGCCGCCUCCUCCUCGUCUGCCUUCCUUCCAAACACCCAGAGCUCUCUGGGGCCUCAGCUGCCCCCAGUCUCUCUCCCUGGCCUCACCACUCAGCCUCAGCUUCCACCGAAGGAGGUGACUUCAGACCCAUCUCGAACUCCAGAGGAGGAGCCAUUGAACCUGGAGGGGCUUGUGGCCCACCGGGUAGCAGGGGUGCAAGCUCGGGAGAAGCAGCCUGCAGAGCCCCCAGCACCUCUCCGGAGGCGGGCGGCCAGCGAUGGGCAGUAUGAGAACCAGUCGCCAGAACCUGCAUCCCCCCGUAGUCCUGGGGUUCGCUCCCCUGUCCAGUGCGUCUCCCCAGAGCUGGCUCUCACCAUCGCUCUCAAUCCUGGAGGGCGGCCCAAAGAGCCCCAUCUGCACAGCUACAAGGAGGCCUUUGAGGAGAUGGAGAGAACCUCCCCGACCAGCCCACCGUCCAGUGGGGUGCGCUCCCCUCCAGGUCUGGCCAAGACACCUCUGUCUGCUCUGGGCCUGAAGCCCCAUAACCCAGCCAGCAUCCUGCUGCACCCCACCGGCGUCCCCAAAAGACUGAUCCGGCCAGACGAGGAUGAGGGGAAGGUGGUGACAGAGCUUUCUGAAGAGCCCCGGAGCUAUGUGGAGUCGGUGGUGCGGACGGCAGUGGCUGGGCCCCGGACUCAGGAUCCUGAGCCCAAGAGCUUUAGCGCCCCGGUUGCCCAGGCCUAUGGCCGCGAGACACCCCUGAGGAACGGGACCCUGGGAGGCUCCUUUGUCUCCCCCAGCCCCCUUUCCACCAGCAGCCCCAUCCUCAGCGCUGACAGCACUUCAGUGGGGAGUUUCCCAUCAGGGGAGAGCAGCGACCAGGGCCCGCGGACACCCACCCAGCCUCUGCUGGAUUCUGGCUUCCGCUCCGGCAGCCUGGGCCAGCCCAGCCCUUCGGCUCAGAGAAGCUACCAGAGCUCUUCUCCCCUCCUGACUGCAGGCAGCAUCUACAGCAGCCCCGACUACUCACUUCAGCAGUUCAGCUCCCCGGAAAGCCAGGCCCGGUCUCAGUUCAGUGUGGCGGGUGUCCACAUGGUGCCUGGGAGCCCUCAGGCACGGCACAGGACAGUGGGCACCAACACUCCCUCUAGUCCUGGCUUUGUCCGCCGGGCCGUGAAUCCCAGCAUGGCUGCCCCCAGCAGCCCCAGUUUGAGCCAACGCCAGGUGAUGGGUCCACCCGGAACUGGUUUCCAUGGUAACACGGUCUCCAGCCCCCAGAGCAGUGCAGCAACCACUCCGGGAAGCCCCAGCCUGGGUCGGCACCCUGGGGCCCACCAGGUUUCAAGCCUCCAUGGCAAUGUGGCCACCACUCCAGGGAGCCCCAGCCUGGGCCGGCACCCUGGGGCCCACCAAGACAACCUGGCCUCCAGUCUCCAUGGCAACGCAGUAGCCAGCCCCGGAAGCCCCAGCCUGAGCCGUCACUUGGGAGGGUCUGGAUCUGUGGUUUCCGGCAGCCCCAGCUUGGACCAGCAGGCGGCCUAUGGUGGCUACUCCACCCCUGAGGACCGGAGACCCACGUUGUCCCGACAGAGCAGCGCCUCGGGCUACCAGGCCCCUUCCACGCCCUCCUUUCCUGUGUCCCCUGCCUACUACCCCGGCCUGAGCAACCCCGCCACCUCCCCCUCGCCAGAUUCAGCAGCCUUCCGGCAAGGGAGCCCGACACCGGCCUUGCCAGAGAAGCGGAGGAUGUCCAUGGGAGACCGAGCGGGCAGCCUCCCCAACUAUGCCACUGUCAACGGGAAGGUGUCCUCCUCGCCUGUCGCCAGCGGCAUGUCCAGUCCCAGCGGGGGCAGCGCCGUCUCCUUCUCCCACACUCUGCCCGACUUCUCCAAGUACUCCAUGCCAGACAACAGCCCUGAGACGCGGGCGAAAGUGAAAUUUGUCCAGGACACUUCCAAGUAUUGGUACAAGCCCGAGAUCUCCAGAGAGCAGGCCAUAGCCCUCCUUAAGGACCAGGAGCCAGGGGCUUUCAUCAUCCGAGACAGCCACUCCUUCCGAGGAGCCUAUGGGCUGGCCAUGAAGGUGUCUUCGCCCCCUCCGACCAUCAUGCAGCAGAAUAAAAAAGGGGACAUGACCCAUGAGCUCGUGAGGCAUUUCCUGAUAGAGACGAGCCCCAGAGGAGUCAAGCUCAAGGGCUGUCCCAAUGAGCCAAACUUCGGAUCUCUGUCUGCCCUGGUCUACCAGCACUCCAUCAUCCCGCUGGCUCUGCCCUGUAAGCUGGUCAUUCCAAACCGAGACCCCACAGAUGAAUCAAAAGAUAGCUCGGGCCCUGCCAACUCAACCAGUGACCUGCUGAAGCAAGGGGCAGCCUGCAACGUGCUCUUCAUCAACUCUGUGGACAUGGAGUCACUCACUGGGCCACAGGCCAUCUCCAAAGCCACUUCUGAGACACUGGCUACUGACCCCACACCAGCUGCCACCAUCGUCCACUUCAAAGUUUCUGCCCAGGGAAUCACACUGACUGACAACCAGAGAAAGCUCUUCUUCAGACGCCACUACCCCCUCAACACCAUCACCUUCUGUGACCUGGAUCCACAGGAGAGGAAGUGGAUGAAGACGGAGGGAGGUUCCCCUGCAAAGCUCUUCGGCUUUGUGGCCCGGAAACAGGGCAGCACCACGGACAACGCCUGUCACCUCUUUGCUGAGCUUGACCCCAACCAGCCAGCCUCCGCCAUCGUCAACUUUGUCUCCAAGGUCAUGCUGAGUGCCGGCCAGAAGAGAUGAACUCCCCCGUCCCCUUGCCCGGGGCCAGGGCAGUGGGGAUGGGUAUGUGGGGAAGGGACCUGUGCAUCCUGACCAUCCUUGAAUCCAGAAGGAGGACUUUGGGCCAAUUUUGGAGAAGGAGAGAAGAAAGUGUCAUGUGGGGAGAGGGAAGUGAAUUGAGCGGGGAGGGGGAGAGAGAGAGAAAGAAGGAAGAAGACGGAGAAUAACUCGGAUUCCCCCGGGGAGAUGUUACUGCAAGACCCCCAGAGCCCCCAAAACUAACCAGGCCCGCCUAACUCCCCCUCCACCCUCUGAGAGGAUGGAACUCCUCAAGAGAGGCAGAAUGGACCUCUCCGGAGUUCCACAUUUCGGGGGGAAAUGGAAAAGCUCUUUCUUCCUAACCCAACUGCUUUGCAAGGAGAAAUCCUGUCAAGAGAAUCUUUUUCUGUCCACCUCUAGGGUAGAUCACCAAACCAAAAAGAGCCACCGUGGGACAUCCAGUGGCGGAAUUUUUGCUUUUGAAAGUAUCUCAGACCUGAGGCCCCUAAGGUCUCUUUGCUCUGCCUCUGAUGUACAGUUUGUGGGUGUCUUUAUGGGGUGUAUAUAUGGCCAUGCCCACAUCCUCACACACUGAUUUCUGUUUGCCUCUCAGCUUGAAGUAGAAACAGGUAUACUUGUCCGUGUCCCCUGUGUUUGCACACACAAGUGCAUACUGUCCAAAGAAAGUUAGAGUCGGGGGUGACAGGGCAGGAGGAAGGGGGCAUAAGCCCCCUUCCCCAGGAACACCCAGGAUCGUGAGUAAUGGACGCUCUCUUGGUCCCUGCACCUGCUCUAACAGCCUUGGGUGCCGCCAACCCCUUCUCCUCAACGGAGACCCCCACGGAGUGGGUCUGGCCACGCUGCAACGCUACCCCUGAUCUGCCUCCACCAGGAAGCUGGAGCAUUGGUUUGAGGAGAUGGGGACUUGUGUGUCCGGAGCUCUGGGGAAGAGAUCCCUCAGGAAGGGAGGCUGCUGAGCUCUAGGCACCUUCCCCGAGGCGUGUGGCCCAGC
This is a messenger RNA of Lipotes vexillifer (Yangtze River dolphin), 6533 nucleotides long. RefSeq names its product tensin 1 (gene TNS1). Gene Ontology annotation, cellular component: focal adhesion. Gene Ontology annotation, molecular function: protein binding. Lineage: Eukaryota; Metazoa; Chordata; Mammalia; Artiodactyla; Lipotidae. Gene Ontology annotation, biological process: fibroblast migration. The record is from RefSeq and is a predicted model, not a curated record. The coding region runs from base 323 to 5503 and encodes 1726 amino acids. The transcript is spliced from 33 exons.